UAAUAUAUAUUUAUAAAAAAAAUAAAAAAAACUUUGAGUGUAAAAUAAGAAACUCUCACCCAAAAAUAUAAUAAUAAUAAAAACAAAAAUCCUUUUUUUACCCUCAAAAAGCCAAAACCCUCCAUAUAAUAAACUUCCCCGGUUCCCCCCUAUAUAAAUAACAACCAUAUAACCCCUCAAAUCCUUCUUCAUCUCCACCAAAAAAUCAUAUGUAAAUUUCUGUGUAAACUAUAAUGAGCAACAUCCCAAUUUCUUUAAGUAAUUCUUCUCUUACUCUUUUUCAUCUUACAAUUUCUUCUUCUGAUCCUUGGCCUUUUUCUCUCUUUUGUUUAUAACACACAAUUAUUCUUAAAACUCUCUCUAAAAUCCCCUCAAAAUCACAAACUUUGAUUAUUUUUUUUUCAUAUUUGCAAACAACGUACAAUAUGGGUAGUGGUGAAAAACAUCAUAUGAUCAAUUUUAACCUCUACAUCUCUCAUCUCCUCCAUCAUCAUCAUAAUCAUCAUCAUCAUCAUCAUCAUCGUAACAAAGAUGAAAUCAAGGGUGUACCAAAAGGAUGCAUGGUAGUUUUAGUUGGACAUGAAGGAGAAGAAAAACUUGAAAGGUUUGUAAUUCCAAUUGUUUAUACUAAUCAUCCUAAGUUCUUGGAUCUUCUUAAAGAAGCUGAAGAAGAGUAUGGAUUUAAUCAAAAGGGUCCCAUUACUAUUCCAUGUCAUGUGGAGCAAUUUCGUCAUGUUCAAGGCUUGAUUGAUCGUGAAUAUCAUAUGAUGAAUUAUCCGCAUCAUCAUCAUCAUCAUCAUGAUCAACAUCAUCAUCAUCAUAAUUUCUUGUGCUUUAAGGCUUGAAUUUGGGAGUACUUUGUCAAGAUGUAAAUUUUAGGUUCUUGAUUUGGUUUCUUUUUCUUUCUUUUUUUUUGUUUGUGAUUUUUGUGGGGUUUUUUUUUUCUUUGCGUGAGAUAAAAACUCAAGGGAUUAAUUGUAGUUGAUAACGAUGAAAACAUUGGUUACGAAUAUUAUUAUAAUACUAUUGUUAUUAUGUUAUUAUGUUA
Molecule: messenger RNA, 1048 nt
Organism: Beta vulgaris subsp. vulgaris (sugar beet)
Lineage: Eukaryota; Viridiplantae; Streptophyta; Magnoliopsida; Caryophyllales; Amaranthaceae
Product: auxin-responsive protein SAUR32
Exons: 1
Coding region: 426-845 (139 amino acids)
Biological process (GO): response to auxin
Source: RefSeq, a predicted model, not a curated record